Messenger RNA from Plasmodium inui San Antonio 1, 294 nucleotides. RefSeq lists its product as hypothetical. The annotation marks the transcript as partial. The record is from RefSeq and is a predicted model, not a curated record. NCBI's taxonomy places the organism in Eukaryota, Apicomplexa, Aconoidasida, Haemosporida, Plasmodiidae. The transcript has a single exon.
ACCCAAGGGAACAGAAAUUCCGAAGGGACUAACCCAGGCGGCAGAUCUUCCGUAGGGGGGCUCGGGAAGGGAAGUCUAGCUGACUCAUUAGGUAAAGAGGGUCUGGAGUCCAUUGGGACUGGUGAUAACAAUUUAGGACUUAGUGGAAUCUUAGGGAUAAGUCUGACUGUAGGUGUGAUGUUUGUUGUUUCAGGUUAUGGUUUCUAUCGUAUCUUUGGAGGACGAAGGAAAAAUAAGGGGUUACGACCAGGAAUGUACCAACAGAGGAAAGUCGGAUAUCUGAUAAAGCAGUGA